Molecule: messenger RNA, 3267 nt
Organism: Saccharomycopsis crataegensis
Lineage: Eukaryota; Fungi; Ascomycota; Saccharomycetes; Ascoideales; Saccharomycopsidaceae
Gene: LOS1
Product: Ran GTPase-binding protein LOS1
Exons: 1
Coding region: 1-3267 (1088 amino acids)
Biological process (GO): tRNA re-export from nucleus
Cellular component (GO): nuclear pore; nuclear matrix; cytoplasm
Molecular function (GO): small GTPase binding; tRNA binding
Source: RefSeq, a predicted model, not a curated record
AUGGAGGCGCAAAUCCAACAGGCAGUGGAAAUUGCAUUUAAUCCUGCCUCAACGCCUCAAUUAAAGCAACAAGCCCUUGAAUUCAUUGAUGAGAUCAAAGCAACAGAAGAUGCAUGGAACGCAUGUUUGCCAAUCUUGUACUCUGAUCAAGCGCCAGACACUGUCAAGUUGUUUGUGUUCCAAAUCAUUGAUUCUUCGAUCCCAAGCUUGACCGUUGAUCAGUUGGAUUCCCUAAAGUCGUUGUUAUUGGAAUUUUUCAAGGGAAUAGUAGUAAAUAUCGAUGAUUUGUCUUCUACAAGUUCAACCUUCAGCCGACUGGGAUUUUUGAAAAAUAAGUUGGCAACCACUUUUAGCUACAUGUUUUACUACUCUUACUUAAAUAUUUGGCCAGGAUUUUUCAAGACCUUCAUCAAGUUGAUUGAGAAUGAUGACAAUAAUAAACUCAGAAAGUUAACAAUUAUUGAUUACUAUCUCCGGAUCCUCUUAUCCAUUCAUUCAGAAAUUGGCGACCAAUUAUACCAAAAUGACCCCAAAACUGUCGAGGUGUCUAACAACUUGAAAGAUGUAAUUAGAAUGAAUGAUAUGUCCAGCAUUGUCAUGAAUUGGAAAUAUAUUAUCGAGUUUAUUGAAUCUAGCAAUAACACUGAUGACGAAACUGUUGUUGUACUCAAGACUCUCUUUAAGGUGAUUGGGUCUUGGGUCGGAUGGAUUGAUAUCACUUUGAUCAUUGGCGAUAAGUUUUUCUUGGACAAUUUCUACAAGUUUUUCGAAGUAAAGAUGCUAAGAGAUGAUAUCAUUGAAUUGUUUAUGGAAAUAAUUAGUAAAAAAAUGCUGCUGGACAAAAAAAUGGAACUUUUGCAAUUGUUCAAUAUCAAUCAAAUUAUUGCCACAUCAAUGAGCAAGCUACAGCUUUUGAAAUCAGAAGACUUGGAAAACUCAGCUGACGAUGUGAAUUUCUAUGAACAUAUCUCUAAAUUGAUCAAUACCACUGGUAUUGAGUAUUUGAUUAUUAUUGAAAAAUCGGAUUCAAGUAUUGAAUUGAAACAAUUGGCGUUCACUAAACUUAAUGAAAUUUUGCCUUUCUUCUUGGAAAUUUUGCCAAAUGACUAUGAUGAUAUUUCUUUGCAGAUUUUUGGAUUUAUUUCCAAUUUCUUAACCAUCUUGAAGAAGAUUCGCAGAUAUAAUAACACUGAAAUCUUGGAUAUUUCCAACUAUAAUGAUUUCCUUGAAAACUUGCUAACUAAAAUCAUAAUCAAAAUGAAGUAUGAUGAAGAAGAUGAUGGCUUGGGCGAUGAUGAAGAAGAUGAGGAUGUCAGAGAGUUUGAAGAAAUGAGAUCGAAAUUGAAGGUUUUUCAAGAAGCAAUUUCUAAUAUUAACCCAGAUUUAUAUCUCACCACGGUCAAUAACAUCAUUAAUGAAACUUUAUUCAAACCAGAUAUGGUUAAAGAUUGGAGGACUUUUGAAUUGGGGUUGUAUGAAUUGACAAACUUCAGCGAAAUUUUAAGAAUAAACACCAUGAAGUUACCAAAGAAUGAAAUUAAUAAGCUGAAGCCGUUUUUACUUUUCCAAGGUUUCUUGAUUGAUUUAAUCAAUAAGAUGGGGAAUAUGUUAGUUCAAUUAGAUCACCCAUUGAUUCAGUUGUCAUUUUUGGAAUUGAUCACAAAACACUAUAAUUUCUUUAUUAAUGGACCUCCAUCUUCCGGUGUUUCUGAUACUAGUACCAAAAAUUUCAAUGAAAAUAAUGUAUUGACUAACAAUAUUUUGGAAAUCAUCAACUCCAAGUAUGGUUUAUUCAACAAUACUCCAAAGGUUCAAAAAAGAUGCUUCUAUUUGUUUGCUCGGUUUAUUAAGUUGACAAAGCCAAGACUAGAAACCUCAAUUCUCAAGAAUCUUGUGGUGAACUUGACCCAAUCUUUGCUUCUUAUCAAGGCGAAAAUUGAUAAUAAUAGCAACGAUAACAAAAUAAUCGAUCUCGAAAAUGAUGAAGAAGUUCCAGACGACGUGCUUUUCGAUAAUCAAUUGUAUUUGUUUGAGACUGUGGGUUUGUUAAUCUCAUUGUAUGAUGGGGAUAAAAAUGAAAUUGCCGAGAUGAUUGAUUUGGUAUUGAAUCCUAUUUUCAAUGAUUUAAAGCAAUGUAUGGAUAUCUUUGGUAAUUUCAGUUAUCCUUUGGACCAACAACAAAUCUUAUUGCAAGUGCACCAUUGUAUUACUGCUAUGGGAACGUUUGCCAGAGGGUUUGAACAACAGCAGGUUUUGAAGAAUUUAACGGGGACCAAAGAGGUGGUGGGGUUAAAGUUCAAGAACUCUUGUGAAGCUUCUGUGAUGAUUCUUGAACAAUUCAGGAACUUUAGAAUUAUUAGAGACUGCGUCCGUUUCUUAUUUAGUCGGAUGAUGCCAAUAUUACAAGGUGAUAUCCGUGGUUAUUUAACUACUUUGAUUUCUAUAGCCUUGGCGAAUGAAAAGAUGAGCAGUGGAGAAUUGAUCAGUUUUGUCAGUUUUAUCAACCAGAUCAUUUAUCUGUUCAACAAGGAUGGUGAAUUUUAUGAUUUAUUGAACGAACUAGUGGGAUCGCUUAUUGAUAGAAUUUUCAAGACUUUGGAAUGUCAAAAGAUGAUGAUCGAUGCUAAGAUCAAUGAUGAUAGUGUGAAGACUGAUAAGAAAUCUGAUCCAAUUGUUGUGAAUUUGAAGUUACAAAGAGUAAACGUUGUUAAGUCAUACCUUGGGAUUUUAUUGACGAUGAUGAAUAAUCAUGUGUUCAGUGUUUUAUUGAAUGACAUUAAUCAAAAAUGGUUACCACCAAUUUUCAAUUCUGUGUUUGAGUACGUUUGUGACGUGAAGGAUGCGAUGGUUUGUAAAUUGGCAUUUAAUGUGCUACAGAUGAUGGUUGAGUUUUUGAGUGGGGGAGUACUUGCUGAUAAGGAGGAUUGUUAUUAUGUUGUCAAAGGAGGAGCGCCACUUAAGGUUGACGGGGUGAAUGAAUAUUUGUUGAAGCAAAGUGUUGCAGUAUGUUUUGAAAUUCCGUUCAAGAAUAGUGAUUUUGAUUUGAAGGAUGGCCAGAGCCGAUUGAUAAUCAAUGAAGUGGCGAUGUUGUUGAAGCUGUUGUGCAAGUACUACAAUGAUGUAUUUGUGAAAUACAUGGUGGAUGUUUAUUUUGUGGAGAUUAAUUUGCCGGGUGAGGUUGGUAAUGAGUUGAUGCAAGCGACGAUGAAUCUUGGGGAUAAGGAGUUUAAACAAUAUUUCAUUGGGUUUGUUGGAAAGAUGAAAUAG